This is a messenger RNA of Dracunculus medinensis (Guinea worm), 900 nucleotides long. The record is from the annotation of a GenBank genome assembly. Lineage: Eukaryota; Metazoa; Nematoda; Chromadorea; Rhabditida; Dracunculidae.
AUGUCGUUCAAUCCAUUUCUAGGUCUACCUGAAUUAGCAAUAUUUCCAACGUAUUUGUCGACGCCGAAUGCAGCAUUAGCAACAUCAUCACCAGCAACAUCAACAUCAAAUAGCUCAACAAGUCAUCAUCAUCAUCACCAUCACCAUCAUCAUCAUCAGCAGCAGCAGCAACAUCAACAUCAUCAUCAUGCAAUAGCAGCAGCAGCAGCAGCAGCAGCAGUAGCAGUGGCAUCACAGCCACCACAGCCGACACCACAAACAGCAGCAGUAGCUGCAGCAGUAGCACCAUCAUUCUCAUCAUUACCCGGUCCGACGGGUUUUUUUCCACGUUUACCAAAUGAUUUAACUGAUAUAACACGUCGAAUAACAAAUCAUAAUGCUGCUAAUAAUAUUAAUGAUGAUGGUAUUAUUGAUGAUCCGAAAGUUGAAUUAGAUGAUAAAAAUUUAUGGGACCAAUUUUCACAAUGUGGUACUGAAAUGGUUAUUACUAAAUCUGGCAGGCGAAUAUUCCCCGCAUUUAAAGUAAAGUUAUCUGGAUUAGACAAAAAAUCGAAAUAUAUCUUAUUAAUGGAUAUAGUACCAUCAGAUGAAUGUCGCUAUAAAUUUCAUAAUUCUCGGUGGAUGAUUGCUGGUAAAUCGGAUCCAGAAAUGCCGAAACGUAUGUAUGUGCAUCCCGAUAGUCCAGCAACUGGUGAACAUUGGAUGAAUAAAGGAGCGAAUUUUCACAAAUUAAAAUUAACUAAUAAUAUUUCGGAUAAGCAUGGCUUUGUUAGUUUUUUUCGAUCAAUUAAUACUAUUUAUAAUAUUAUUAACUGUAGCAACCAUUUGUUAAUUAUAAUUGCAAACUUUAAAAAUUAUUUAAAAAGAAAGAAUCUGAAAAAAGAAUUUGCUGAUAAAUAA